Messenger RNA from Colletotrichum higginsianum IMI 349063, 1275 nucleotides. Its product is annotated as Argonaute siRNA chaperone complex subunit Arb1. Bases 1 to 1275 code for a protein of 424 amino acids. Gene Ontology annotation, cellular component: ARC complex. The record is from RefSeq and is a predicted model, not a curated record. Lineage: Eukaryota; Fungi; Ascomycota; Sordariomycetes; Glomerellales; Glomerellaceae. Gene Ontology annotation, biological process: regulatory ncRNA-mediated gene silencing. The transcript has 3 exons.
AUGGCGAACGGCAAGAAAAAGAAGUGCACCAGCGACCGCGGCCCUACGGCUUUACACAAGUAUCGCGGCACCGGCUUCGAGGAAUUCUACGCCGACCCUCCCAUGACCCCUGCCGAAGCCCAAGAAGAACGCGAGAAUCUCUACCAUCCACGCAUCGAAACAUGCAUCCAGCGCUACCGCGCCCGACGACGUCUGGGUGCCUCGGACCAGAUGUUUAACAAGUACCUCUUUCUCGGUGGUAUUGACUCCACCCCGCGCAUGUUCGGUGGCAACGUCGAUGCCGACUUAAAGGACAUGUCUCCAGAGGAAAAGCGGAGCGCUGCGGCCAUCGACACCGUUCACAUGUCCGGCGGCGGCAGUCGCUUCUACAACGAUAACGAUCCAGAUGACUGGGACGUCGACUUCGCCGGCGUCGCCGCAGGCUUCCUGUCCGAGAAUCUUCCGACGAUGACGGCGUGGGACUACGCCCAGAUGGGCAAGGCCGUCGGCGUGCUGGAGAACUUCCUCACCUACGUCCUCCAGCAUGACGUGUGUCCCGAAUACAACGCCAACGUCAAAGAAGCCCUAGCUAUUUGCCAGAAAGCCAAAGUCGAGCUGCCUCAAGCUCACCAAGCGCUCCUGCGCUUCCCAGGGGAAUUCAACCUGGCGCUUUUGGAGCUGUUCUGUGGUGACUUUCACUUCUUCGGUGAAGGCGAGUUUCAAAGACCCAAGGACUUCGCAGCCGAGGAUAUUUUGAAGAUCGCUAUCACAACGGCGGGAACCCAACAGCAGUACGAUGCUGUCAUGAAGGGCUUGGCCGACAAGUCCAUCAAAGUCGUCAGCGAGGAGGAAUGUGACAUGGAGGUUGUGGCUGUUCACCGCCCGACGAUCGAAUCGCGCAAGCUCGUCCGCAGCAUCAGGCUAGACAAGGGAGGACCAUUCGCUCCUGUCGGCUCAAUCGUUGCCAAGCCGUGCCUGAUUGAGGACGGUUACGAUCGCGGAGCAGACUUUGAGCUACCCAAGGAGGAGGUAACCUUCUUUCUGGACGACGCCAUCCUCGUGAGACUGCAACCCGGAUUUAAGCUGCAGCUUUGCGUCUGCGAGCUCAACAUUGACAUCAAGUUUAUCAAACAGGCUCGUCUCGUGCUUGUGGAAUGGCACACCUUUCUGCCACAGAACCUCAUGCAGCACUACAAAGAGCCUGUGCCCUGCGACCGCCCUCCCCCGUCGGCCGUCAAGAUGGAUAGCGAAGGAGUUCAUGUCGAUGCGAACGAGCAGAAGACGUUGGACUCUUAG